AACAAAUAAUUUGAGGCUGUCGUCUCAAUGUUAUACAUGAAAUGUCAGAUCAGUUUAAUAGGGGAGGAAAAAAUGAUGGUAACCGCAAAUAUCAGAGUAUAAACCUAUCGCAGCACUUCAAUAAACGCGACCCCAAAACUGCGGCCAAGUCGACCACUGGUCGCGGUCUGCAGUCACUUGGAAAAGUCGGAGUAUCCACUCGACGAUUACCUCGCCCAGCAGUUUGUAGUAGUCUCAAAAAGGAAAAUGCAGGAAAUGAUCCGAACGUGGCACUUGUCCCCGGUGGUGGCGGAUGGGGAAGCAAGAAGGAGUCAACUCAGGUAGAAUCGACUGAGGGGGAGAAGGGAUGGAAAGAAGUUGAGGACAAGCCAGCCUCUAAACAUCCUGGAUUUUCUCAGGAAUUUCCAUCCCUUGGAGAAGAUGCCCCCUCAUCACAAAGGCUAGAACUACGUCCUCAAACCGUAAAAUGGGGAGAAAAGCAGCACAAGCACCCUUCCAACAUUGAUAGUGGAGAAGGAGCCCCCACGAUGGGACCGAUGCCUCCUACUGUUAUCCACCCAGCAAUGCCCCCACCCCAAAUAACAAUCCCCAUCAAUCAGACUUACGGCGUGGUCCAGGUUCCUAUGUCACCCAUGUAUGGCAUGGUUCCUGUUCCAGGUCCGAUAUACACAGGAAUGCCACCAGGCGCGGUGUACAGGCCUAUCUACCCUGCUAACUCAGGCACCCCGCCACAGAUUUACACGGGGGCACAACCCCUUAACGCCCCCCUUUCUAUACCUUACAUGUACACUGCACCACCACCAUUGCACGGUAAUGACGAAGUUCAAGUCAAAGUGAAACCGGUAGAGGAGAAAGAAAAAGCUGAAGAAAAGAUUCCAGCUAAAGCGUCGGAGCAAUGGGGAGACGACAUUCAACCGACCCAGAAAGUUGGGACAGGAGCACCGGACCAAAAUCCUCCGCAGAUGGGCUAUAUUAGUCCCUACACCUUACCAUUCCCUGGUACUCCUGGAAAGUUGAAACAGACUGAAGAAAUUAGGGCUGACCCUGUCGGUAAACCGUCCGAAGAGAAGAGAAUAACUUAUCACGGUCGAACAUCUUCUCACUCUUCUCUAUCGGAACCACUUGAGGACGAACUAGCUUAUCAACUGGAGGAAAAACUUGACCUCAAUCAAGAAUCUGCUCCACGAGUCAUUUCGAGAUCCAUCGCCAAGAAAGAGUUGAAAGCCUUCCCCAAGGAAGAUGAGGUAGAGGUGAAACAGAUCCUUCAAAAAUCUGAACAGGAAGAGAUAUCUGCCAAUUGGGAAGACGAUGAGUCAGAGGACAAGUCUGUGAGUGUCUGGGAGGAACGCCAGAAAGCCCAAGAUGGAAACGUUUGGAACAUUCCCCGUUCUGCUGGAGAAGGUGCCCCAGCACCCAGUAAUGCUGACAGGUAUUUUGAUGACGACUACGCACCAGAUCGAGAUGAUGGUCGUCAUUACGAGAGACAUCCACCCUCAAACCAUCGGAGAGAUGAUCGUGAUCGUCAUGAACAGAGAACUCGAGAUCGUCCUGACCAACAAUCUUCAAGACGUUUCAUGGAUAAUGGCCAACGAAAAGCUUUAGAAGAUGCUACAAACUGUAUUAACAGCAUGGCACUGACAACAGUCAAACCACCUGAGCCAAAGAAGCAGAUAACCAUCCAACAAAAACCGAAACCAGUAGAAAUUCUUCAAAAACCUGCUCCUCCAGCUGCACCGAAACCAACUCCAAUCCAGUCAACAGCUGCUCCUACUAGCAACUAUUGGGCGCAAAAACAAGCUGAACGAGACCGUAUUGAGGCUGAGGAAGAUAGAAGGAGACGAGACCUUCAAAAAGCUGAAGCUCAAAAAGUCAGACAACAACAGUACCAAGACUAUCGCACUCCAGAACAGUACGACGGCUCUGCGUUUGAUGAAGACGAAAGGCGACAGUAUGAGGAAGAGCGAGAAGCUGAACGGGAGAAACGGAGUAUUCGGCGCAGAGGACAAGAUGAGUUCUAUGACAUCGAUCGAACUGAAAAGGCUGCAAAAGCAGAGCGCCGUCAGCAACGAAGGAAAGAGGAGGUAUUCCGAAUCGAGUAUCGAGAACCCAGGGAACCACGUGGUUCAAGAGAAGGCCGAAGUUCCCGGGAGCCUAGACAGCCUAGAGAACCUCGUGAAAGGAAACGCAAUGAUUCACAGGAACAGCGCCCCGAGAAUCGUGAGUAUCGAGAACCAGAAAAAUACGAAUCCCGUGAACGGAAGUAUGAUUCUAGAGAUCGUUACGAUCGUGAUGAAAGAGCUCCUGAUAGUCGGAGACGAUACAACAGGUAUAGCUACUAUGAUGAACCUGAUCGAUUUUACUACGAGCGUGCUGAUGUACGUGAUCGGCCAAAACGUCAGGAGCGUAGCAAAAAAGUGGAACGAUCUGAGUCUAAAGAAGAAACGCCUCCUGAAACUGUUGCCUCAGAAGAUGGUGAAUUCGAAAAUGCUGAGGAUAAACCAGAAGAACUAGUUGAUGAAAACGAAGCUGUUGCUGUUGAAGAAGAGUCUGUCCUCGAGGAAGAAACCGAGGAAAAUGCUGAUACUGAACCCAAACAAAAUUCUGAAAAGGCAGCACCACGCGAGAAGUCAGCACGUGAUCAAGAUAGAUUUGAACGUUAUGAUCGUGAGAGAAGAGAUCCCCGAGAGCGAUAUGACAGGGAGCGAUAUGAGCGGCCUGAUUUCACAACCUAUCGAAGGGAACCUCGCUCGUCUCGCGGUGAGAGACCACGUGAUUCUCGGAGAGAGGAACCUCGACGUGAACGACGACCACGCCCCGAGAGAGAAGUCCGGGACCAAGAGAGUGCGCCCAAAUCUGACGAAAAGAAACCUGUUUCAAAACAGAAGGCUCGAGUCGAAAAAUACAAGACUGAUCUAAAGGAUAAAAAAACUAAACCAGAGAGACGUCCUCGCCGCCCCAGGGAAGGAGAGGAAUGGAUAUCAUCUGAUGAGCAACGAUCUAAAUCAACGGCAGCUCAAGCAAAAAUUGUCUCUGAACAACCUAGUGACGAGAAUGGAGAUAAGCAGGACAAAUCUGAGCGACCUCAGAGACGGACUCGUAAAACUCCUUCCUUGAAAUAUUACUCAGCUAAUCCUGCUGACAGAUUGAAAUCAUCCAGCCAAUCAGUGCCACCACGACCUGUAACUAAUGAUGAACGACCAAAAGACAAGGUUGUAAGAGCAAAGAGUGAUGUUAGGUCACGGGAUACAAAGAGAGAUCCUAAGAAAGAGCCUUCUAAGAAAGAAUCCGCUGAAGCAAAACCAAGCGAAGCGUCUAAAACUAAGACGAAAGAUCCCGCUGUUGAAGCUAAAAAAGCUAAGAAGAUCGAAAAGACCAAAUUCGAAAUGGAUCGGUUGAAGAAAAUGACACAAUCUGGUAUGGACUUAUUGACGUUAGGUAUUUAUGCUGUAGAUGGAAAAGAGCUUGAUGACCAGGAGGCCGCAGAUUAUUCUGAGGGAUUUGUUGAGGUGGUUCGUAAGAAAAGCAAGAAAGAACCUGAACCAGAAAAGAAACCUGCAAUUUCAAAAUCAAAGAAAUCCAAAAAGUCAGCGUCUAAAGCUAAAAAGGCACCCAUCUCUCAGGAAGAGGCCAAACAGGCAACUGUAGCUGAAAUAGCUACCUCUGUCUCCACCACAUCUGCUUCACCGACUGGAAUUGAGAAACCUCUCAACCCCGCCGCAGUCAAGUCCUGGAGCUCAAACACCGCCGUCGAUAUGCCUCUCAUGUCCGUUAACAUCUGGUCGAAUCCAAAGAAAAACGCUUGGGACAAACCACUAACAUUCUCAGAGAAACAAACUAUCGGAUCCCGGGAAAUUCUUGCCCCGAUCUCGGGUGAGAGCACUUCACUAUUCUCAUCUGAUGCUGACCUGGCUAAGAAGACCAAAGAGAAGAAUUGGAGAGGAUCUGAAGCUCGGCCGCCCCGAUUUUCGAAGGCUUCAGAAAAGGCAGCGGUAGUUGCCUCUGAGAAAAGGAAGAGCGAGAAGAAAAAGUCAAAGGAAGAAAUUGAGGAAGAAGAGGAAGAGGAGAAGGAACUACAGUUACCUAGCGGUGUUCUGUCAGGAUCCUCCCUCGAUCUUAAUAUCCCUCCUGUUGUCGAGGAUUUGUUUGGUAUCAGGUCAGACGGUGAGGACGAGAAGACGACCCUGUCCUCUCUGGUACUGGACACCAAGCUAACAGCUCCAUUAGUUGCUCCUCCGGUGGUCGGUUUGUCUCAGAGGGAUCGGGUUCCAACUGCUCCCCCUCAACCUGAGCUUCUCUCAAGUGAAGAGUUGAGUGACUCGCCUAAAGACUCCGAUACUUCCCCCGAUCUAGUAUCUGCAGAGACAUCCACCCAGACAACACCUCCUGCACCACGACCCCUGGUUGAGGACCCUGUUCAGGUUCCACCAAUGCCAGUUAGCGACGUGUCACCACCCAUCAGGACUCCUGGCCUCAACACUGCCGUCAAACAGAUGAUAACCUCCACUGGUGGACUGUCCCUCACUGAUCAGCUGAGGGAGAUUGGACAGGCUCAGCUUGCUCAACAACAGGCUGCAGCUGAUAGAUCUCAGUUCUUUGCUAUGCAGGGAAUCCAGGGUUCACCGCUGAUGCAGAGUUUACAGAACUCACCCAGCCUACACCCGGAACAGCCGACGAUAGCCCAACAGCAAAUUCCUCAACAACACCAACAACCUCUUCUUGGUCACUUCAUCUCUCCACCUGUAUCUGAGAUAACGCCUCAUAUCCUUCCUUCUCCUCACCAAAUUGGAGGGAAUAAUACGUCAUUACCACUGAUAGGGUCUCACCCUAUCUCAUCUCCUCUCUCUUCUCUUGGCAACAUCGUGAAUCGUCCCAACCCUGUCACUACAUCCGACCUCUUCAAAAACUAUAUGUCCCCCAUGUCUCCUACUAACAAGAUAUAUCCGGGAUCAAACCAAAACUUCGUAAAUCAGAACAUCCAUCAAUUCAUGUCCAACCAGUUCAUGACUAACCAGUCCUCGGGUAACUAUGGCAGUCCCUCCAUGAGUCCAAUACCAUCGCAGAUAAAUCCUUUCGCACAGUUCCAGCAGAAAUCAAGCAGCCCCAAGCUCCAGAAUCUGUACAACAGCCCUCAGGGGUCGUUUGAUGGGUUGGACCAUACCGGGAUGAUGUCAUUCGGUCAGCAGAAACCUACCUCCAACACCCUCACCAACCAGCAACUCUUCUAUCAGAGGAUGAUGCCGGGUCAGGAGUUGUACUACAAACUGAAACCAACGGACAAUAUUCUGCUUCAGUCGGAUAUGAGCAAGCACGUGGACGCUAAACCCUUCAACCCGGGGGGUAAUCCCAUGCAGGCUCCCCCGCGUCCGGGCAUGUUCAAACCUGAGAUGCUUCAACACGUGAUGCAGCCAAACGGACCGUCACCAGUGUUACCUCACCUCAGCUACAAGCCUAUCAACCAGGGCUUUGAGAAGGAAACACUCGGCGCUAGACAGGCUAUGGUUCAGCGACCAAUCACCAGCGACUUCAGUGCCAUUAAUGGUUUGAUGCAGCAAAACAUGACCGCCCAACAGAACUUACAGCGAAUGCCUCACGCCCUCUUUCCACAACAGUCAUCUCGCCAAGACGCCACUGCCUUCAUCCAGCAGCAAGCCGCUGCCAUCGCUGCCGCUAAAACCGUCAACCCUAUGGUGCGAAACAUGCCGCGAGUAAAACUAGCUCGGGAUGGACGACUACACCGAGUGCCGGACAUGAGGAACAAGUUCAGUUCCCUGAUCCCUCCCUCUGUUCAGCAGCACAUGCAGCAGCAAUCGCUGGCACAGAUCCAGCAGUACCAAGCUGCUAUUGCACGUGGUGAGGACCCUGCUAAGGAAACUCUACCUGAUAACAUGAAACCUGUUGCCAGCAGCCCCAUAAAACCUCCUCCUCCUGAGAAAAUAGACUUAUCUCCUUCUGCUCUCCCUGAGACGUCCCCACGCUCCCCAAUCAAGGAACAACCGCCUCAAUCCUUUGUUCAGUCACCUGUUGGAAUUGGAAAGGCUCCCGGCUCUCCAGUUAAAGAAACCAUGCCUGUCGAGAAGAUCAUCGUCGAGGAAGAACCUAGGAAGAGGCAGGAAGAAACAAAUAGUGAGGAAAAAGAAAAGAAAGCUGAGAAAAGGAAACACAGUGAGACAAGAAACACCUACAGAAGGAGAAACUACGGAUAUCCUGCUCCUGAAAACGACUACUACGAAGGGUACCCAGAAGAUAGGUACCAUGAACGGUACUACGAUGAACGGUACAAUGACGAACGUUACUACGACGACCGUCGUCAUGACGACAGGUACCACGAUGACAGAUACCACGACGAAAGGCAACGUUACCGAGGUGGAGGUCCCAGGAACGGUCCUGGUCCCUACCCUCCACACCCGAUGUACCGGGGCUACCCACCACCGCCGCCCCGGGACUAUCGCAGGGGUGGACCGCCUCCUCAUCGACAUCGAUACUGAUCAACUGGAGAUCCUCAAUGCACACUUGCAGAGUGUUGGAGCCGCGCACACGUGCUCGUAUAGUUGUUUAUUAUAUUAGCAUAUUGAAGACAAAUAAUGGAUGCUGUACUGUUACCCUCCGAUUAUACUAUUUAUUUUACACGCUCGUGCCCAGUGUUUACUGUAUAGAAAUUACCUAUUUAUUGUAGUGUUGUGGCCGUCUUGUCACGUGUUUACUGGAAAUAAGAGCCGGAUCUCUUCUUUCGUUUCAUUUGAUAUGAUAUAUGUUUACACUGUAAAACUUUUUUCUUAUAUUAUACAUUGAGUGAUUAUCUAGAAAUGCUGCAUAAGAAGGAUCGCUUUUUAUGUGAAUUGUUUUACAGUGAGAAACAGUUAUUUUGAAAUAAAACAAUUUAUGUUACUUUAAAGUUGGGUAAAACAAAACUUGCGCGAAAAGUGUGUCACUGUGGUUUGAAUCGUUGCCAUGGCGAUGGCUGGCUAUGUUGAUUCUCAUGAUUAUUUUAUUACAUGUUUACCUAUAUGGUAGUAAUAUUACAAUAUUUUAUUCUUCAAACUUCUGCCUAUAAAAUGUGACAAUCAUCAUCUCAUUAAUUACUUUUUGGCGUGGUUGUUUUUUCCUGGGCGUAUUAUAUUCGUUUAACAAUGUCCGCCAGGCUGGACAAACUAAGUUAUCAGUUUUGUAAAGCUUAUCUAAUUGUGGGAUUUUGAAAAUUUGUAUGCUUUAACGCAUCGUGAAGAUAUAUAUUUAUAUUUCCAUCGGCUGAACUGGUAAUAGGGGUCAUUCACAUAUUAAGUCAUUACCGAGGGGGUCUAAAAAUGAUAACGCUAGCAUACUUUUAACACAAUAUUACUGUGGAAAACUGAUUGGGGAGGGGGUUAAAAAUUGGCCAAAUAUUGAUAACGUAAUAUGUGAACGACCCCUCAAUGACAAAUAGCGUCAAGCGUGCCCCUAGCUGGCUCGUCCACAUUUAAGCCAUGUUUAAGAAUUGCCUGAUUACUUGAAUGAUCCACGAGUCCUGGAUUUGAUGACAUUAUAUAGGGACACUGUCCUAGAAAUUAAACAGUGAAGAAACAGUACUAAUAACUCAUUGUUAUAUAGUUGUUUAAUGUGGUUGCU
Molecule: messenger RNA, 7602 nt
Organism: Bolinopsis microptera
Lineage: Eukaryota; Metazoa; Ctenophora; Tentaculata; Lobata; Bolinopsidae
Product: protein PRRC2C-like
Exons: 17
Coding region: 42-6485 (2147 amino acids)
Source: RefSeq, a predicted model, not a curated record